AGAGGGCUGCGGGUCAGGAUUCAGGGGCACCGGCAGAGCUGUGUGGGGCGAGUUCUCUAACCAUUACACCUGCUGUUCCUACCCUGAUGUCUGGCUGCAGCCCAGUCCCCGCUGACGGUCGUGCGGCGGAUGCACCAUCGAAGGGCGUCUCAGGAGACCCACGCAGAUUCUCCACGUCGGAGAGGGAUGUGGAUUGUCCCAGCCGGAGAUCUCUGCCUGAGGAAGAGGUUCAGCCCAGCGAGGAGACAUCGCUAAUUCUCCUGCCCCUGACCACUGAGAAAGCAGGGAGAGACUCGCCACCCCAGCCCUCGGGGGGCCCUGCGGUCACCCGCUGCCCUGAGCGCUGGAGGGACCAGGCUUUGCUCCCUGUGCUCCCGGUGGCUCCGGCCCGGCGGGGGAAACAGCGUCUGGGCUCCACCGCGUCUGUCUGCAGCCACCAGAGCUGUAAAUCCACCGCCUCGCACAUCCAGGAGGUAGCUGGGGAUGACUGCUGCGCUCACUGCGCCCUGGCCUGCCUGUUCUGCGAGUUCCUGGCGCUCUGCUCCCUGGCGCUGGACGGGCUGGGCUGCGGGACGCUGUGCCUGGCGGGGGGGUGCUGUGCCGGGGGGGACCCCGCAGGGCAGGGCUGCGGAGGAGGCGGCUGCCCCUGCGGAGGGGGGUGCGGGCUCCUCCAGGACUGCUGCGACUCCGCCGACUGCCUGGAAAUCUGCCUGGAGUGCUGCUCCAUCUGCUUCCCCAGCUGACCCAGGGCUGGGGCUCGGACCCCCAUCCCAAAGAACCCCCCCACUAGGUAAGGGCCCCCCGCCCUCAUCAUCCCACCCCAUUGCUUUCUGCUCCUAAUCUUGGCUCUCUACGGGCUAAGCCCCGCCCCAUCCAAUGAUGUCAUUGGAUGGACCAAGUCACGCCCCCAUGAAGGGUGAUGUCACCCAGUGACCCAAGUCACACCUCCACUCAUGACGUCAUUCAAUGAGACAAGGGCUAUUGGCUGCUCACCGGGCAGGUCCUCACAAGGCAACAAGCCCCACCCAUCUUACUGGGGCCUCAUCAGAGGUGGUAAGCCACGCCCACAAUGGUGAUGUCAGAGUAGAACAAGCCACACCCUAUCUACUGUGAUGUCAUCAAAGGGUCUGCCCAGGUGUCUAGGCAGUGACACCUUCAAAUAGCCCCAGCAGGGGGGCGGGGCCUUCAGGAAGCCACACCUCUAGGCAGUGAUGUCACUGAAUGCUUGGGUGUGGUUGCCAGAGCUCCUCCUCCUCUGCUGUGAUGUCAUCAAAUGGACUCAGAUGUCACAAGGUGGAGGAGUAUUAACCCCGUGGGUGCUGUCCCCAGCUCUGCCGGUGCCCCUCACUCCCGACCCGCAGCCCCUGCCAGCCCAGCCCUGGGCUCCCCCCCAGCUCACUCACGGUGGGUGCCGUGUCUCCCAGGAGGAGGGAUAAUUGGGGCUGGGUUGGGGCAGAUUCCCUCGGGAGAGCUGGAGACUUUGCUGUGAGUCCUGGUUCCACCAUUCUCACCCUCGCAGAGACGGGAGGAUGCCAUGGCCCUGAAGCUGC
This is a messenger RNA of Mauremys mutica (yellowpond turtle), 1550 nucleotides long. Its product is annotated as myoD family inhibitor domain-containing protein-like. NCBI's taxonomy places the organism in Eukaryota, Metazoa, Chordata, Testudines, Geoemydidae. The record is from RefSeq and is a predicted model, not a curated record. The coding region runs from base 87 to 743 and encodes 218 amino acids. The transcript has 4 exons.